GGAGCAAAUAUAUUCAGAUACCAUAGUUCAUAUCAUUUUCUGUUUUAAUGCUAUUUUCAUGAGCAAUUCCCUUCCUCCCUUGUUUUGCAGAGAUUCGAGCCCAGCUUAUUGAACAACUGAAAUGUCUUGAUCAGCAAUGUGAACUGAGAGUCCAACUGCUCCAAGAUUUGCAGGAUUUUUUUCGCAAGAAAGCUGAAAUUGAAAUGGAUUACUCCAGGAACUUAGAGAAGCUGGCUGAACGAUUUCUGGCAAAAACAAGGAGCACCAAAGACCAGCAAUUCAAGAAGGAUCAGAAUGUUCUUUCUCCGGUCAAUUGCUGGAACCUCCUCUUAAAUCAGGUGAAGAGAGAGAGCAGGGACCACACUACUUUGAGUGACAUCUAUUUGAACAAUAUAAUCCCUCGGUUUGUUCAAGUCAGUGAAGACUCUGGACGACUUUUCAAAAAGAGUAAAGAAGUUGGACAGCAGCUCCAAGAAGACCUGAUGAAAGUUCUGAAUGAGCUCUACACGGUAAUGAAGACCUACCAUAUGUACAAUGCUGACAGCAUCAGUGCCCAAAGCAAGCUGAAAGAGGCAGAGAAGCAAGAAGAAAAACAGAUUGGUAAGUCUGUGAAGCAGGAGGAAAAGCAAACUCCACGCUCCCCUGAUUCAGCCUCCAGCGUCAAGUUUGAAGAAAAGCAUGUCCGACGGAGCUCAGUCAAGAAGAUUGAGAAAAUGAAAGAGAAGCGCCAAGCAAAAUACACAGAAAAUAAACUGAAGGCUAUUAAGGCAAGGAAUGAAUAUCUGCUGGCUCUGGAAGCCACCAAUGCAUCUGUAUUCAAGUAUUAUAUCCAUGACCUGUCAGACCUCAUUGAUAAAUUGAAGGAAUAUCUGGAAGGGAGGAAUCUCAUCACCAAGCUCCAGGCCAAGCAUGACCUCCUCCAGAAGACUUUGGGAGAAAGUCAAAGGACUGACUGCUCUCUUGCGAGCAGACGCAGUUCUACUAUAAGAAAGCAGGAUUCCAGCCAUGCAAUUCCUUUGGUGGUAGAAAGCUGUAUACGUUUCAUUAGCAGACAUGGACUUCAGCAUGAAGGAAUAUUCAGGGUAUCUGGAUCUCAGGUUGAAGUGAAUGAUAUAAAAAAUGCAUUUGAGAGAGGGGAGGAUCCACUGGCUGGAGACCAAAAUGACCAUGAUAUGGAUUCAAUAGCGGGUGUCCUAAAGCUCUAUUUUCGUGGGCUAGAACAUCCCCUCUUCCCCAAGGAAAUCUUUCAUGACCUGAUUGCCUGUGUCACAAUGGACAACCUGCAAGAGAGAGCUCUGCACAUCCGAAAAGUCCUGCUUACAUUGCCUAAAACCACAUUGAUUGUAAUGAGAUACCUCUUUGCAUUCCUCAGCCAUUUAUCUCAGUUCAGUGAAGAGAACAUGAUGGACCCCUAUAAUUUAGCCAUCUGCUUUGGACCCACUCUGAUGUCCGUGCCUGAAGGCCAUGAUCAGGUCUCUUGCCAAGCUCACGUUAAUGAGCUCAUCAAAACUAUAAUCAUACAACAUGAGAAUGUCUUCCCAGGAGCAAGAGAGAUGGAGGGACCUAUAUACGCCAGGGGUGGAAGCACUGAGGAUUACUGUGAAAGCCCUCAUGGAGAGACUGUCUCUACAGAAGAUGCCACUCAGGAUAUAACUAUUGAACACCAUACAAGUGAUGAUGAAUGUGAACCCAUUGAAGCAAUAGCCAAAUUUGACUACUCGGGCAGAACAGCACGCGAGCUUUCUUUCAAAAAGGGGGCUUCCCUCCUGCUUUAUCACCGGGCUUCUGACGACUGGUGGGAAGGCCGUCACAAUGGCAUUGACGGUUUGAUCCCUCAUCAAUACAUUGUUGUCCAGGACACUGAGGAUGGGAUGUCUGAAAGAUCAAGCCCAAAAUCUGAAGUAGAAAUAAAUUCCGAGCCACCUGAAGAAAAAGUGACAGCCAGAGCUGGUUCAAAUUGUCCAAGCGGCAGCCAUGUGGCUGACAUUUAUCUUGCAAAUAUCAAUAAACAAAGAAAGAAGCCUGAGUCAGGGAGUAUACGAAGAGCAUUCCGUCAGAGUGACAGCCAUGGAUUACCCAGCUCACUGGGGGAACCCACACCAUCUGGAGCUAUAGCUAGUCCUCGUCCUUCCUCACAACCCAUUAUGAGCCAAAGCCUCCCGAAAGAUGUACCAGUCCCAGAUGCAUGCUCCAUCAGCGGCCAUGGGAGCCUCAAUUCUCUCAGUCGGCAUGCCUCUCUGAAGAACAGAAUAGAUAGCCCCCAUAUCCGGAAGAACGUGACUGCAGGAAGGUCAAAGAGCUUUAAUAACCACCGACCCAUGGAUCCUGAAGUCAUUGCACAGGAUAUUGAAGCUACUAUGAAUUCUGCUCUGAAUGAGUUGCGGGAGCUAGAAAGGCAAAGCAAUGUGAAACACACACCAGAUGUUGUUCUUGAUACGCUGGAGCCAAUGAAAAUGUCCCCUGUAGUUGCACCCACCUCUGAGCCUUCCAGCCCUUUGCAUACUCAAAUCCUCAAGGACCCAGAACCAGCCUUUCAGCGGAGUGCCAGCAUGGCAAGUGACAUUCCCUGUGCCUUCAGGCCAGCAAAAUCUGUCAAAAUGGCUGCCCAGGUCAAACCUCCAGCCACUAGGCCAAAGCCAGCAGUUUUCCCCAAAACAAACUCCUCAAGUGCUGCAGUUGCCUCAGCUUCUCAACAGUCUACUGACAAGUCUUGUACUGUGUAAAACUGAAAAGCCUACUGUGAAUACAGCAUUUUUGUUUCAGCUUAGGGAACUCUGUUAAGGAGACCUUACAAUUUCUAUUUAAUUAGUAUUGAACUUCUACUAAAGAUUAGUUCAUAAGUUACUGGUGCCAGGAAUGUUCUCACCAAGAAAGAUCCAGCUAAUUAAGCCUCGCGUUACACCACCCUAGCAUUUACUAGGGUGUCAAAAGUCUGUGUAACCUGAGACAGAAAGCCUGAGGUCCUUUUGAAAUCAAUGAGGGAAAGGCACAAUUAAUUAGCUUAUUACUGGUAACUAAUCAAUGCCUUGUUCAAGUGUCUGGUCGCUGGGAGACUUUUCAAUGAUCACAUGACUUGGAAAUUGGUAGAAAGGAUUUUCUUGCUUCAACCACUACAGGGAAAACAAUAAGGUGUUUGUUAUUGAUGGAUGCUUUUGUUGCCACUGGCUAAGUGAGUUUUGCGCAUGACUACAGUCCUCAAUAGUGCUACAAGAUGUAUUAAUUUUCCAUUCUCUUUGGUCUCUUUUCAGCAUACCCAUUCUCAAACACUAGGUUCAGUGUUUUCAAUCCUAGGUUGAAAAUCCUUAUGAAAUGUGCCUGGAAAGCCUAGUCCUGGGCUAAUAAGGCAUGUUUAUAUUCAGACAUAUAUGUUCAUUUAAAGUUAAACUAAUCAUAUGGAAGAAGUACAAAGUAUGAGAUAUUGCACACUUCCUAUUUACUGUAUAUAUUUCCGUGGUGCUUCCAGAACAUAAGGAAACCCAAAUAUUUCAGAAUGAAAUUUCAAUUAAAUAGCCUUUUUUCAUGGGAACUCAGCAGAGAAACUGAAGAAAUGUUAAAAAUUUAAACAAGCUGUUACAGUUCAUUUUGUUGUUCUCACUCUCUCUCUCACCCUCCUUAUCUUUCUUUGAUUUAGUCUUCUAUGUGUUUGAGAUAUAAUUGGCAGCCUAAAGUUAAGAAAAUCAACAGUCUUGAGACAGGCGUAUGUCCAGUAUGCACCAUACUUCUGGGAUAGAUUAUCCUUUCCUCAAGCAUUUUACAGAUGAUCCAGUCAAUCAGCUUAAUAUGAUAUUUUCUAUGAUUCCAACAAAUGACACAGACUUUUGUUUUCAUUUAUUGGAAAAUAAAUUCCUAUUCAAAAUAGGAUCAUCCUAAAAACAAAAGAAGCAUUUUGAAUUAAAAUGGAUUUUAUCCCACUUCUCUAAUUGUCAACUGAUGCUGAGAUAAAGAACUGAAAUGUGUUUGUUUAAUGCUCUCGGUUUCAAGUUCCAGCCUAUUUUUCUUAUAGUUAGUUUUUUAAAAUAAUUCUCUGAACAAAUUGACAGUAUUUUUUUCAGAUUAUGACUAUUAUUUAAACUGAUCUUUUACUCCCCCCCCCCCCGGUCCCCAAAAUGCUGGGCUAUUUAAUUGCCUGUAAAAAUCGUCACAAUCUCAGAGAUAAAAUCAAACCAUUUGGAUUUGGGGGAUCAUUUUCUCCCUUUUUGUGUGUCCACAUUUCCUCUACAUCUUGAAUUUUUAGACUUGAGUACUGCAGUCUGAUAAUUAACUCUCAGGAUUAGUCAGAACUCCUUCCUUCCUAUUAUGUUUCACUCAGGCAAAACUACUGGAUAUUUUAAAGUACUUUUUUUAAAGAUUACACUAUUGCUACCAAUUUUUAAGACAGAGGGAGAGAUUUUUAUUUUUACCUGUGGUGGCCAGAGGGAGGAUCAGCAUUAUGUCUCCUCUGGAGCACUGAUACUAAUAAACCCCCAAUGCCUACUGAAAAUCUCCCUUUCAUUAAGAGCACAUGAAAAGCCUUAGCACAUGGUGUGAACAGGCAUAUCUCAUUUUGCAUUUUGCAGGCAUAUCUCAUUUGGGCAACCUUGCCAAUCAAAAUAACUCAAGUAAAGAACACUUCAUUUUUACUAGGUUUAUACCAUGCUUUGUAGCCCUGGAAAGCUUCCAGUUACCCAACUGGGUUGUGUGUGGUAUGUGUGUGUGUGUGCAUUAAGAGUGUUUUUUAAUGCAGGUAAUAGUUGGCAAUUUUUGUCUAUUUAAUUGUACUUUUGGUAUAUGUUUACUCUCUCUCUCAACACUGAAUUCUCAAUUUACAAACUAUUAAGUGUCCCUCUGUUGGAAUCUAAGUGUACACAGAGAUUUAUAUUGCAUAUAUAAAUACUUAAAUCACCUAUCUUAAAACUUGGGAACAGCUUCUGCUGCACAUUCAAAAGUAUAAUGCUUUCCCCAUAUAGAUGAUGAGCAGAGUAUUGCAGAAAGAGAAAUAAUUAAGUUGGGCCACAUUGACAUGACAACCUUCAAUGAUUGUAUGUUCAUUAAUAGUCAUGGAUUUCUAUCAUUCUACUUUGGUGAAAUUUUUAAGAUACUUAGAAGUUCCUAUUUCUGCUUACACAUAGAAGAAGGUACUGAUGUUGUUCAGAGGAUAGAAGGCAUCUUAAAAGUAAUUGGCACAAUUCUAACUUUAGUGCUAAUGGCCAGAAUAGAUUAGGGUGGCACAUUAAUGUUUCUUUUGUCAGUAAUCAACAGUAUAUAUAGCGGCAACUUAUAUCUGGAAAAUCUUGUACCAGCAGAAACAGAUGAAGUACGGAAUUUUCAGCCAAGAAAGUUCAUGGCUGUUACUAUGCACAAGGUCAUGCCAUAAGCAGUGUAAUAUAAAUUAAACAGUGAUACAGAAACUUUUAUGACUAGAUGUAUUAAUAAUCCUUUUGGCUACUGUAAUAAAUCUCUGUGUAACGUAGCAAAUCAUUCUCAAUAUAAGAUGUCCACAAACGCAUCACAUUUAUCAUAUUUUAUAGCCAAAUUCAGUUAAAAUUAGAAAACAAUUCCCAUCAAACUUAGUAGCAUUUCGUGCAAAGUAAACAUAGUAUUAUCUUAUGUUUUAUGGGCAACACAAGUUGCCCAUAAAAUCUUUUAUGGAAUUGGAACGUGUAGGUUUGCGCUAUUUUUAGUUAAAAUAUUCCUGAAUUUUAAAGCCAAACGUUGACAACUGGAACCAUGUUUUUUAAGUCAUGUCUUGUAUGAAAGUAUCACCUGAUAAACUUAUGAAAGUAAUUAAGCAGACAUUUGAAAGAAAGGCAGCUAGCUGUUAGUUUUCUGAGCAGAAUUCUGAACACUAAAAUAAUGCUCUUUUUGCCACUCAUACUGUGGAAAACCCUGGAGAAUGCUGGUACUGUGAGCAUGAAAUAUCAUAGGGUUUUGUUGUUGUUUUUUACAAUUCUUCAUUUGAAUAUUGUUCUAUUGAGGUAAUAGAUUUCGCCUAACAUAGAGAGUAGAGCAGGCAAAGCAGGAACUUUUCCAGUUUUGCCCCUUCAAGAAUAGGCAACAUAAUGAACCCCUAGAACAGUGAUGGCUAACCUUUUUGUUGUCACGUGAUGAAAGCACGCACAGGCCCGCAACAGGGCGCACGCACACUGGCCCACACCCAUAAUGCAAUGUGUGCACGACUCCCCUGCGUGCCACUUCCCCCUGCAUGCACGCACAACCUGUGCAUGCACACGUGACCAUCCCUCUGUACAUGCAUGCCCCGCCCGCCCAUUUUUUGCUUCCAGGUUGGUGCAGGAGGUCUUCCAGGCCCAAAAUGGGGUGCAACAAGACCAGCUGGCUGG
Thamnophis sirtalis is the source of this 6317-nucleotide messenger RNA. NCBI's taxonomy places the organism in Eukaryota, Metazoa, Chordata, Lepidosauria, Squamata, Natricidae. The record is from RefSeq and is a predicted model, not a curated record.